AAGUGGCGGGUAGAGAAAGAAGGAAGCGCUGCAACGGGAGAAAAACUUCUAUCUUCGGAGUUACUACAUUCGGUGACAGCAGGCGAAAAUAUGUUUUUUUGUUGUUUAGAUUGAAUAAACUGCAUUUAUAUCUUUGUUGAAACCUGUUUUAUGUGUCGCUGGACCGCCGAAGACAAAAAAAAGUUUGUUGAGAAGCGUGGAGCCAGUCCGCCGCGUCUGAAACCAGCAUGACGAAGGAGGACGACAAAGCCAUUCCAGUCAGGGUUGCUCUUCGGUGCCGUCCACUGGUUCCCAAAGAAAUCAGCGAGGGAUGUCAGUGCUGCCUCACCUUUGUUCCCGGGGAACCGCAGGUGGUGGUGGGCAACGAUAAAGCCUUUACAUAUGACUAUGUAUUCGAUCCCACAACAGAGCAGGAGGAGGUGUUUAACACAGCCGUCUCUCCUUUAUUGUCUGGGCUUUUCAAAGGUUAUAAUGCCACGGUGCUGGCCUAUGGCCAAACAGGCUCUGGAAAGACUUUCUCCAUGGGUGGCACCUACACUUCAGCGCAGGAGAAUGAGCCUGUCGUUGGGGUCAUCCCUAGAGUGAUCAAGAGAAUCUUUCAGGAGAAAACCAAGAGGACAGACAGUGAAUUUAUAAUAAAUGUUUCUUAUCUUGAGAUUUACAAUGAAGAGAUUUUGGAUCUUCUCUGUACCUCAAAGGAAAAACCGGUUAUUAGCAUCAGGGAAGACCCAAAGGAUGGCAUUAAAAUUGUAGGCCUCACAGAAAAGGAGGUUUUCACUGCUCAGGAGAUGGUGGGCUGUCUGGAGCUGGGAAACUCUGCCCGUACUGUGGGCUCCACAGCCAUGAAUGCAGCCUCAUCCCGCUCCCACGCCAUCUUCACAGUUAACUUGGAGCAGCGUCGUGGAGGUGACAAGAGUGAUGUAGUGGUCUCCAAGCUGCACUUGGUAGAUCUCGCUGGAUCUGAGAGACAGAAGAAAACCAAGGCAGAAGGAGAUCGGCUCAAAGAGGGUAUCAGCAUCAACAGAGGCCUGUUGUCACUGGGAAAUGUGAUCAGUGCCCUUGGUGAUGAGAGCAAGAAGGGUACCUUUGUGCCUUACAGAGACUCCAAAUUGACCCGCCUGCUACAGGACUCCUUGGGAGGGAACAGCCACACCUUAAUGAUUGCAUGCAUCAGUCCUGCUGACUCCAACAUUGAGGAGACCAUCAACACGUUGCGCUAUGCAGACCGUGCCCGUAAAAUCAAGAACAAGCCUGUUCUAAACAUAGAUCCGCAGGCUGCUGAGAUGAAACGGCUUAAGCAGCAGGUUCAAGAGCUUCAGGUGAUGUUGCUGCAUGCCCGUGGAGGAGUAGCUCCUGUUCUUUCAGGGUCUGAGCCAGCUGAGAAUGUGUCUAAGAUUUUGGAGCAAAACCGCUGUCUGCAGGAGGAAAACAACAAACUGAGUCGAGAACUCGGUGAGGCUGUAGGACAGACUGCCCUCAUGUUUGAAAGGAUCAUUAUGACAGAGCAAACCAACGAGAAACUUCAGAGUAAACUAGAAGAACUGAGGCAGCAUGCUGCGUGUAAAGUGGACCUACAGAAGAUGGUGGAGACACUUGAAGAUCAAGAGCUGAAGGAGAAUGUGGAGGUUAUCCGCAACCUUCAGCACCUCAUCCUGGAGUUACAAAAUGAGAGUGCAGGGAUUGCAGCCACCAUAGAUGCCAUGGCGUCAGGCAAUUCUACAUCUCUGGAUGUUGACGGCGAAGGAAACUCUACAGACACAGCGAGUGGCAGUCCCGCCAGUGCCUCACCCCUGACCAGCAGUGCUGAUGCACAAAAAGACUCUCCUGAGGCCUACACUACCCAGCAUGCUCUGCGGCAAGCUCAGCUGUCCAAAGAGCUGAUUGAGCUCAAUAAGGUCCUCGCGCUGAAGGAGGCCUUUGUUAAGAAAAUGUGCCAGAAUGACAGUCACUUGGAACCCAUACAAACAGAACAUCAGGAAAACAUAAAAAGCCUGCAGACUGCGGUUGGAUCCUUGCAGAAAGAGAAGGAAGAACUGAUCCUGGCACUGCACUCUGCUAAGAAAGAUACCAAUCAGGCAAAAUUGAGUGAGCAACGCAGGAAGAGGUUGCAGGAGCUAGAGGGGCAGAUUACAGAGCUGAAGAAGAAGCUGCAGGAUCAGUCCAAGCUGCUCAAGCUAAAGGAGUCCUCACUGCGGAGCGUAGCUAAGCUCAACCAGGAGAUUCAGGCAAUGAAGGCCCAGCGGGUGCAGCUUAUGAGGCAGAUGAAGGAAGACUCUGAGAAGUUCCGUGUGUGGAAGCAGAAGAAGGAUAAAGAGGUCAUGCAGCUCAAAGAGAAGGAUCGUAAGCGGCAAUACGAGAUGCUGAAGCUGGAAAGAGAUUUCCAGAAACAGGCAAAUGUGUUACGCCGCAAAACUGAGGAGGCUGCUGCAGCCAACAAACGUCUGAAAGAUGCUCUGCAGAAGAGAAGUGAGGUAGCUGAAAAGCGUAAAGAUGUCCAGAACCGUGGCAUGGAGGGUGUGGCAAGCAGAGUCAAGGCAUGGCUGCUGAACGAAGUGGAGGUACUGGUCAGUACAGAGGAGGCCCGCCGGCACCUGCAAGACCUGCUUGAGGAUAGGAAGAUCCUGGCUCAGGAGAUUUCACAGCUCCGCCAGCAGAUGGAGUCUGGAGAGCGACCUGCGGCUAAAGUCCGGCGUCGUACCCUCACCAUCUCAGAGCUGGAGGGCAAGGGGGAUCUGGAGGCUUCCAUCAGUAAACAAGUGGAGAACCUGGAGACUGAGAUGGGACUCAGGAGUGCUCAGAUAGCUGACCUGCAGCAGAAGGUUCUGGAUGCUGAUAAUGAGGGACGCAUGAAACAGCGCUGGGACUCGAUCACCACCAUUGUGGAGGCAAAGAGCGCUUUGAAAAUCCUCAUGUCUGAGGUUGUAACUGCCAAAACAGCAAAUGCCAAGCUGGAGAGUGAACUGAAGCAGGAGCGAGCCAACCACGUGGACCUGCAGAAGGUGCUGUGUGAUGAGAGGAAGCUCAUGUCCACCAUGGAAAUGGAGCAUCAGAGCCAUCUGGUGGAAAUAGAGCAGAGACACCAAGAGAAAGUGUUGUAUCUCCUCAGCCAGCUCCAGAACAAGCCUAUAGCAGAGGAGCAGGAAAAGAAUGAGCAGGAGAUGUCUAAAAGGGAGAGAGAGCUGCUACAGCGCAUGAAAUUCCAGGAAGAAGAGAUUGAGAAGAUGCGGGAGCUCACUGAACAAAACCAGAAACUCAUGGAAGAGAAUGAACAAUACAAGCAGAAAUUACUUCUGGCUCAGCUGACUAGCGCUAAGAAAGUAGUUCCAGCUGUGUCUGAAUCUCCUGACACGUCAUUUGAAUAUAUCCCUCCUAAGCCCAAGGCCAAAAGCUACUCCACAGCCCGGGCACCUCUGCAGGAGCCCAUCAUUGACCUAGAUGAGCUGGUGUCCCCAUCGGAGUCUGAGAGGGAGGAGGAAGAGUGGCUCCCAGAAAAGAAGGAGAAAAGCCGACGAGGCCCCAGGAAAUCUAAAAUGACUGGGUGUGCAUGUAAGGGCCGCUGUGUCAAUAAACUGUGCCGCUGUCGGAAGGGAAGAAUGACCUGUGGUGAGAACUGUCUUUGUGACCACGAGAAGUGCCGCAACAUGGAGAACCGUGCUAAUGCGGAUAUGACUGAAAUAAAUGCGUCAAAGGACUCUGUUUCUGUUCCGGAAGACCCCACUGCUGUAAGCCCUCGAGAUGCCACCUUCUUCAGGCCUCCUUGCGUUCCGCCAACUAAAAAUGAAAUGGGAGACAUGGGCCAACUAUCCUCGGUUUUAAAGCUCGAGAAGAAACCAGUUCCUGCUGAUUUUGAUAGUGACAGUGAGGAAUUUGAAGAGACGAGUAUGCCAAGCUUUCUGAGGAAGAACAAACGAGGACUGAACAAUUUCAAGAACAGCUUUUUCUCUGGCUGUACUCCUGUUCGUGAGGAAUCUUGAGGUAGCAGAGGCAGGUAACCAAACCUGCUAACUGUCCUUUUUUAUGUCUGUUUUGUCUCUCUUUAUUUGUCUUUUCACUUCUUUGUCAGUGUCUUUUUUUAAUAUAGCUCUGUAAAAGUUUAGGUUCUGUCCACCACUGUCGUACUGUGGCAAAUAAUGGUUGCUUAUGCACUACUGGUUUGAUGAGUUAGACUGAUCAUAGAGCCUUUUAUGGACUUUUAACAGUAUGGAAGCAGACCAUCAGUCUUUUACAAAUGUACCUUUUUAGAUGCAAUUUCUGUGAAAAAUAGACU
Messenger RNA from Colossoma macropomum (tambaqui), 4267 nucleotides. It is a transcript of the gene kif4, whose product is annotated as kinesin family member 4. Gene Ontology annotation, biological process: microtubule-based movement; mitotic spindle organization. Lineage: Eukaryota; Metazoa; Chordata; Actinopteri; Characiformes; Serrasalmidae. The coding region runs from base 228 to 3974 and encodes 1248 amino acids. The transcript is spliced from 31 exons. Gene Ontology annotation, molecular function: microtubule binding; microtubule motor activity; ATP binding. The record is from RefSeq and is a predicted model, not a curated record.